UCCGUCUGGCCUGCAGCUUUGCAUAAAUGUCAUUGUCGGGAGGAAACUAACUUUUAUUUUGGUUUUGUCGUGACAAAAUGAGGAUUGUAUCCGCCGUGCCACUGUGUUUGUGUUUGUGUUUGAUGCUGGGGCUCCCUGGACCAGGAAGGGGAGAAGAACUUCCCGACCCGCCCGCUGUGGACUGCCAGUGGAGUCGCUGGUCUGAGUGGAGACUUUGUGAUCCCUGCACUUUGACGCGAAGGCGUUCUCGAAGCGUAGUGGUUUUUGGCCAGUUCGGUGGCGAGGCCUGCCAGGGCUCGAUCGGCGAGCGGGAGCCUUGCGUAGCCGAUACAGAAUGCCCACAAGAGCCACUUCCUGCGUGCUCAGACACGGAGUUCCAGUGCGAGUCAGGCUCUUGCAUCAAGAAGAGGCUGAUGUGCAACGGAGACUACGACUGCGAGGACGGUUCCGACGAGGACUGCGAUCCCCUCCGGAAACCGUGCGGCUCCUCAGUCCUGCAAAACAACGAGCAAGGCAGGACGGCAGGAUACGGAAUCAACAUUUUGGGCGCCGACCCCCGGAUGAACCCCUUUAACAACGACUAUUUCAACGGGAAAUGUGACCGAGUCCGGAAUCCGUACACCGGAAAGCACGACAGGCUUCCUUGGAACGUCGGCGUGCUCUACUAUCAGACACUUGCAGAGGAAACGGUCUCCAGGGAAGUCUACGAGGACACGCACAGCCUUCUGAGAGAAAUCCUCACAGAGAUGACGGAGAAAGUGGAGGCGGGACUUUCCUUCAAGUUCAGCCCGAGCGAGGAAUCCAUGUCGUCGGGUGCGCAAGUCGGCGUCGGUUUGGAAUAUCAGUACAAGAAGGAAUCCAUGAUCAAAGAGGUCUCGGAGUACUCCAACAUAAAGAACAAGAGUUUCAUGAGGGUCCGGGGCAGGAUCCAGUUGAACACCUACAGGCUUCGUUCCCGCGAGCUCCAAGUGGCCGAUGAGUUCCUGGCGCACAUCCGGUCUUUGCCCGUGCAGUACGACAAAGCCAUUUACUUUGCCUUCCUGGAGGACUACGGGACCCACUACACCAAAAACGGGAGGUCCGGCGGAGAAUACGAGUUGAUCUACGUUCUUAACCAGGAUGCCAUCAAGGCCAAAAAUCUGACCGAGCGGAAGAUUCAGGAAUGCGUCAAAUUGGGCAUCUCGGUGGAUUUUGCCGUGGACAGUAUUAAAGAUGGCAAAGCUCAUGCCAGCGACGACAAGUGUGAAACCGUAUCCACAAGUCUCAAAGACGAGAUCGCCGGCAAGGCGGUGGUGGACAAGGUGAUGACGUCCGUCAAAGGCGGCACCCUGGAGAGCGCGGUGGUCAUGAGGGCCAAGCUCAACAAAGAAGGUGUGAUGGAUGUGGACACCUACCAGAAGUGGGCUCGGACCAUCGCCGACGCCCCGGCGCUGCUCCACAGUGAGCCGCAGCCCAUCUACACCCUGGUCCCCCUGGACAUGGCGAACGCCAGCGCCAGGAUCGCCAACAUGAAGCGGGCCACGGCGGACUACAUAGCGGAGUACAGCGUGUGCAAGUGUAGUCCGUGCCACAACGGAGGCACCCUGGCUCUGCUGGACGGGAGGUGUGUGUGUCUCUGCUCCAAUCUCUUCGAGGGACGGGCCUGCCAGAAUUUCAAAGGCGACAAAAUCAAGCACUCGGUGGCUACGAGGCCUACGGUCUCCCAAGAGGGCAACUGGUCUUGUUGGUCCAGCUGGUCCAGCUGUAGCGGUGGAAAGCGGACCAGGACGCGGGCUUGCAACACGAUAGGAGUCCUCGGCGCCAUCUGUAGGGGAGACACCAGCAGCGAAGAGUACUGCUGA
Molecule: messenger RNA, 1841 nt
Organism: Nerophis lumbriciformis (worm pipefish)
Lineage: Eukaryota; Metazoa; Chordata; Actinopteri; Syngnathiformes; Syngnathidae
Gene: c9
Product: complement component 9
Biological process (GO): complement activation
Cellular component (GO): membrane attack complex
Molecular function (GO): protein binding
Source: RefSeq, a predicted model, not a curated record